Planococcus citri (citrus mealybug) is the source of this 902-nucleotide messenger RNA. RefSeq lists its product as uncharacterized. The record is from RefSeq and is a predicted model, not a curated record. The transcript has 4 exons. NCBI's taxonomy places the organism in Eukaryota, Metazoa, Arthropoda, Insecta, Hemiptera, Pseudococcidae. Bases 171 to 653 code for a protein of 160 amino acids.
UAUUUUUUUUUCUUUCUCUUGAAAUUGGAAUAUGUCGUAUCGAAAGUGGUAGAUAUUUGUAGUUUGUUUUUUUCCUUCCUAUUUAAAUAUGUCAUAUUUCUCUCGUGUACAUAUGUCGAUAAAUAACCAAUAGCGUAGCUAGCGAUAGCAGAGGUGAAAGGAAAGCAAAUAUGGCAUCCGAACAGAAAAAAGGAUAUAGGAAAUUGAGCGGUAUUUUGAAAUCCAGAACUUUUGAUAGCGGUUUAGACCAUCGUGAUAAUCGCGGCGUGAAAAUAUACAUUAAAAAUCAGUAUGGCAACAAUGGAGCUCUUCCUCCCGAAAUCGAUGAAGAACAAUUUGAACAUUUGAAAGAUAUGUAUUACAAACAAUGUCAACCUAUAAACGCGAAUUUAAUUAGAAAGCUAACCGAGAAACGUACCGCUUCGAAUUACAAUUAUUACGAUUCGGCUCAGUGUAGUAGAGUGAUUCCACCACGUAUCGAUAGCGCCCACCACAACGUAGUAUCCAGUAUGGCUCGUCCUAGUCGUCGAGACGUCGCUGUGAACUCUCGCGAUCAGAAAAGCUCUGGAAAUGGCAGAAGUGGUGCGGUUAAAAAGCCCGAUACCAACACGAGGAAUCACAGCUGCGCUAAAUGUCAUCGACGUCAUUAUUGAUGCUUGUUCGCUUAUAUGCAAAAUUAAGAAGCCAGCAUUUCCUUGCGAUUUAGCUGAUAUGGUGGUGUUUUAAAUUUGACGUGUAUAAAUUGACACUGAUGAUGUACACGGUACACCAGUAUUACGCGUAUGCGUAGCGACAAAAUCGUAUUACCUAGUGUUAAAUUUAGCAACGAAAUCUCCAAUUUACUAGUGACGUUGUUGUGCGGAAAAUUUCUUACGCGUGCGAAUAAAAAAAUUUUUCCACGA